Molecule: messenger RNA, 756 nt
Organism: Talaromyces rugulosus
Lineage: Eukaryota; Fungi; Ascomycota; Eurotiomycetes; Eurotiales; Trichocomaceae
Exons: 4
Coding region: 1-756 (251 amino acids)
Source: RefSeq, a predicted model, not a curated record
AUGUCUGGCGGACAGGAUCUUCCUGGCUACUUUUUUGGCCAGUCAAGCUUUGCAAAUCAUUCGAAUGUUCCUGAGAGUUCAGUUGUGAAUAUUUCUCACUUGAUUACUGAGGAGCGUGAUAUGCAUGCUUAUGCUGCAAUGGGAUGUAGCUUUCAGGCUGGUUCUGCUACUAUUACCAAGUUGGCAGGCGCUAGAAAAGAAGACUCUGUGGUUAUCAUGGGUGUUGGUGCGGUUGGUCUAUCGGCUAUUAUGGCUGCUAAGAUCUGCAGAUGCUCGCCCAUAAUUGCAGUUGAUCUGCAUGAGACAAGGCUACAGAUGGCAAGAGAGCUAGGAGCUACCCAUGUGAUAAAUACAUCUAUUGACUCUGUUGACCUUGCUGCGGAGAUACAGACAAUCACCAAUGGUAAUGGUCCAACAAUUACAGUUGACACUACUGGUUCUCCGGCCUUAUGUAAGGAUGGUCUGGAUUUCACUGCAGAUAAUGGUAAAAUGAUUCUUUUGGGUACUCCACCCUUAGAUGCGGAGUUCAACAUCGGGAAUUUAGUGGGUUUUAUCAAGUCUGGAAAAUCUCUCGUUGGAAGCAUGGAGGGUGAUGCAAUUCCAGGGAAGCAUAUUCCUCAGAUGAUAAGGUGGUUUAAGUCUGGUAUAUUCCCUAUUGACCGGCUGGUGAAAACAUACAAGGUCGAAAACUUCGAAGCUGCUAUUAGUGAUAUGAAAGCUGGUAGUACUAUCAAACCAGUUCUACUUUGGAAAUAA